AUUCUGUUGAGAAAAAGGGAAAACUUCCAUACAGAUGUGUUUGUCUUCAUUUGGCUAAUUACCAUCACUUAUCACUCAAGUGACAUCAUCAAUAUUUCUAACCUCUUAAUUUAAUAAGUGAAUAAUAAUUAUUUUGCGAAAAUGAAAAGUAGAAGAGACUCGGAUAUUUCGCUUUCAAAUUCCAAUCACAAUGAACUGCUCUUCAAGAUUCUUGUUAUCGGCGAUUAUGGCGUUGGAAAAACUGCAAUUGUCAGAAGAUACACAGAAGGUAAAUUUUCCUCGAAUUAUAAAAUAACAAUAGGAGCUGAUUUCGCAAUAAAAACACUCGAAUGGGAUCGACACACAAAAAUAAAUUUGCAGCUAUGGGAUAUUGCUGGAAACGAGAGACACGGAUACAUGACUCGUGUUUAUUACAAAUAUGCGGUGGCUGCAGCUUUAGUUUUCGAUGUGUCGAGAGCCGCGACAUUUCAAUCAGUGAGAAAGUGGCUCAGUGAUCUCAGAGAAAAAAUAACAUUGCCAGACGGAUCGAAUAUUCCAAUAGUAUUACUAGCAAAUAAGUGUGACAUCAAAGAAGUCGCCAUUUCCAAUGAUCAAAUUGUCAAAUUUUGCAAGGAAAAUGAAAUUGGCUGCUGGUUCGUGACUUCCGCUAAAGAGAAUUUAAACGUUGUUGAAGCAAUGCAGUACCUUGUGGAAAACACUUUAAAAGCCAAAGUUCAAGAUGAAAUUCGUGAUUCGAUAAAACUGAAGAAUUCACCUUUAAUACAAAAAAAAGUUUCUUGCUGUAAAUUUUGAAAGCGAAAUUUUUGAAAACAUGAAACAUUCUUGGGGAAUGUUUAGUUUUAAUGUAUAACUAUUUUCAUGUCGAGAAAAUAAUAGGUAAGAAUUUUUUUUGUCAUUUAUAAUAUAUUUCCUUUUUGUAAUCUAGAAAUCUUGUAAUUCUAGGAAUUCCAGUUUAGUUGUAUACAAAAGUUUUUAAAUAAUAUAUAAUUUUAUAUUUUA
Leptopilina heterotoma is the source of this 999-nucleotide messenger RNA. Its product is annotated as ras-related protein Rab-32-like. The transcript has 6 exons. Gene Ontology annotation, cellular component: Golgi apparatus; trans-Golgi network; vesicle. The record is from RefSeq and is a predicted model, not a curated record. Gene Ontology annotation, molecular function: GTPase activity; GTP binding. Gene Ontology annotation, biological process: vesicle-mediated transport. Bases 142 to 792 code for a protein of 216 amino acids. Lineage: Eukaryota; Metazoa; Arthropoda; Insecta; Hymenoptera; Figitidae.